AUGGCUGCAACUUUGGUUAUGUAUGUCAUGAUCUGUUUAGUUUUUGGCUUUCUCAGCUCUCCAAUAGCUCAAGCAGGUGAUCCUGAUAUAGUCACUGAUUUUGUUAUCCCCGCAAAUGCAACCCUUGAUGGGUCAUCAUUCACCUUCACUGGAAUACGAAAUUUGUAUGCAACUGAUCCCCCACCCACCUUCAGGGUGACAAAAAUUGGCAUGAAAGAAUUCCCUGCCUUGAAUGGACAAAGUGUUUCCAUGGCUAUUCUUGAUUACCCUGCCGGUUCAGUUAACCCUCCUCACACCCAUCCUCGCUCUGCCGAGCUCCUUUUUGUCGUUGAAGGUAGCCUCGAUGUAGGUUUCAUUGACACCACUAACAUGCUCUUUACCCAAACACUCCAACCUGGAGACAUGUUUAUUUUUCCCAAAGGUCUUGUUCAUUUUCAAUACAACAAGAAUGCCACAGAACCAGCUGCCGCUGUUUCUGCAUUCGGUAGUGCAAAUGCUGGAACAGUGUCAGUUCCUAUGAGUGUGUUCGCCACAGGUAUCGAUGAUGCAAUUCUUGCUGAGUCGUUCAAGACAGACGCUGCUACCAUUCAAAAGAUUAAAGCUGGUCUUGCACCAAAUCCCAAAGCUUAA
Papaver somniferum (opium poppy) is the source of this 630-nucleotide messenger RNA. Its product is annotated as germin-like protein 9-3. The record is from RefSeq and is a predicted model, not a curated record. Gene Ontology annotation, cellular component: cell wall. Gene Ontology annotation, molecular function: manganese ion binding. The transcript has a single exon. Lineage: Eukaryota; Viridiplantae; Streptophyta; Magnoliopsida; Ranunculales; Papaveraceae. The coding region runs from base 1 to 630 and encodes 209 amino acids.